Messenger RNA from Xenia sp. Carnegie-2017, 1401 nucleotides. RefSeq names its product low molecular weight phosphotyrosine protein phosphatase-like. The record is from RefSeq and is a predicted model, not a curated record. Gene Ontology annotation, cellular component: cytoplasm. The transcript has a single exon. NCBI's taxonomy places the organism in Eukaryota, Metazoa, Cnidaria, Anthozoa, Malacalcyonacea, Xeniidae. The coding region runs from base 214 to 678 and encodes 154 amino acids. Gene Ontology annotation, biological process: protein dephosphorylation. Gene Ontology annotation, molecular function: acid phosphatase activity; non-membrane spanning protein tyrosine phosphatase activity.
UCUUAUAGAGCUCAAUGAAUAUGUCUUGAUUUAAUUACAAAAUUCAAACUUCAAACACGUUUCCAUCAGUCAAACGAAUGAACGGUUGAUUGAUUGGAACCAUUGGAAUCUUGGAACCAUAGCACAGAAAUAGCUACCAUAGCUUACCAACAACCACAGAAAUCCAUCGACCACCUUACUAAAACGUUCUUAAACUUCAACAACCUGACAAACAUGUCGAUCCAAGGCAAGUCAGUGUUAUUUGUAUGCCGAGGGAAUAUAUGUCGUUCUCCUAUGGCAAUGUUUUUGUUGAAACAUAUAGUUAAAGAUAAGGAAGGUUGGGUCAUAGAUAGUGCUGGUUAUGAAGACUGGAAUACUGGUUGUGGGCCUCAAGAACAUGUCUACAACGUUAUGUCAGAACAUUCCAUACCAUCGGGUGACCACCGUGCAAGAAAAAUCGAAAAAAGUGACUUUGAUCGUUUCGACUACGUGCUUUGCCUCGAUGAAUAUGUCAUGCGAAAACUUAAAGAAGAGUAUCCUGAUCCAUCCAGAUGCCGCGCAAAACUUCAGCUCCUUCGUGAGUAUGAUCCAAAAAAAGAAGUGUUUGAAGACCCGUACAGAGGAACAAAAAGUGACUAUGAAAAAGUCUUUCAACAAUGCCAAGUGUGCUUGAAGAACUUUUUUCAUGCUGUCAGUUAAUAAACAGUAGAAGCUUUGUGUCCUUUAUCUACUGUAAAAUGUACUAUGAUUGGUUAUUAACUGUAAAUUGAAUUAGGUAAGUUUGCAUAUUAAUGUUAGUAUGUAAAUGUAAGUUAGUACCUUUUAUACUUGAAUUGUGACUAUAGUAAGAUGUCACUCUUUUGCUCCUUGGUCACCACCAUUUUAGACCACUAUUGAAACAUUUACAAUGCUUUUUCUGUUGUUGUGGUUUAAAGUUAACUUGCCUACAUUUAGUGAAAACUGCAUUCAUGUCAAUUGGUUUAUUAAGUGCAUAUGGUGAAUCAAUAAGUAUUUUAGGAUUACCUUCACUGACACAACUAAGUGAUGAAGAACAGAAAUCACUUUGUAAAACUUGGUGAAUGGUUAAUUUAUUGUUGAUUGAUCUGAAAGGCUCUUUUUAACUAGAAGACACUCUAAAGUUUGCCAUUUAUAUGCACAACUUACUACACACUUUUUAUGAAUUUAACUUACAGAAUAACAAAACUUCAAUAAUUUACUUGACUUUUGUUUUAUUUGCAAUGCUCUUUAUCUGUCUACUUUUGCAAUAAGAGUAUGCUGCAAUAUUUUCAUUAUGUUUGACAAAUGCUUUGUUUCGUGAUAGCAAGUUCACAACUGAAACAAAUUCACAAGAUGAAUGCAGACAUUGGGUCUAAAUUAAUUUAUUUUAUUAGGAUAGUUGAAAUAAACUAAAAUGUACUUGUA